AUGAUUCAACAUCAUCACAGUUACAGUGGCGAUCCUGCCUCUCACCGUGGUAAUCCCUACGGUUACUACGCGGCUCCACCGCCACCACCUUCGCUACAACGGCCUUUUUACAACCAGCCCGUUUUGCCACCAGUUAAUGCUGGGCAUCAUCGUCAUCAUUCUAGUUACAUGCAAGGCGGUUUACCACCAUUGAACUCGUACUACAAUCAGGCUCCUGCUCCGGCUCAAGCUCCAAUUUUGCCUCCACCGGCAGUUCAGGAACCCGUUCGUGAAGAGUACGUGAACGGUGGCGUUAAUCAACACUUGGACUACGACUUGGAUAUGAUGGCUGAUUUUGUGGUGAAAAACGCUUACAUCUCAUUUGGUUGCGAUCUUCAUACCGAUGCGACUCAGUCGAUGGAUCUUUUUGUCAAAGGCGUCACCUCAGUGUUAAAUGCUACGAGGUUGCCUUCAGUUACUAUCUUUCUCGCUUUGGAUCUACUGUCGAAAUAUAUCGAUAGACUGCCUGAGGAUGAUGAAAAGGUUAGCAAAUCGAUCAAUGUUAUUUAUCAAAAUACUAUGGUCGCUUUUGUGAUCGCUAACAAAUUCAAUGAUGACAAGACUUUUACUAAUAGGUCCUGGACUCAGGCCACUGGUAUGUCAUUAUCGUCAAUCAACGGCUAUGAAAGAGAUUGGUUGAAUGCUUUUGAAUGGAGACUAUUCGAUGACAAGUUCGCGUCUUACGAGGACUACUUACAAACUUUUGCAGUCUUCUGUCAAGAAAAGAGAUGUCCUUCUCCACCUAACCUUUUGCCUACUCCGCAUAGCACUGAUAACUAUUUGUCACCACCAUCUGGGUAUCAAACCCCAGUUCAAAUGACCAGUAGUGUCUAUUCUUCGCCUUGUUAUUACGAUGAGGAGAACAACGAUUUUUGUUACAGUCAACUCCCCCAAGGUGGUAUGAUGAGCUCUCCAAUUAAUUCGGGUUACGAUAAUGGUUAUUCUACAAAUCAAAACAACUUCAACUUUUACAAUUACAAUCCACAAAUUAACAACAGACCAUGGAAUAUGGAUGAUACUUUCAAGCAUCCACCACAGCCAAAUUUUGCCGCGUUAGGUAAUAGCUACUAUUGCUAUUCUGCCGUUUAUUAA
This is a messenger RNA of Torulaspora delbrueckii, 1131 nucleotides long. RefSeq names its product Clg1p (gene CLG1). Gene Ontology annotation, molecular function: cyclin-dependent protein serine/threonine kinase regulator activity; protein kinase binding. The coding region runs from base 1 to 1131 and encodes 376 amino acids. The transcript has a single exon. The record is from RefSeq and is a predicted model, not a curated record. Lineage: Eukaryota; Fungi; Ascomycota; Saccharomycetes; Saccharomycetales; Saccharomycetaceae. Gene Ontology annotation, cellular component: nucleus; cyclin-dependent protein kinase holoenzyme complex. Gene Ontology annotation, biological process: regulation of cyclin-dependent protein serine/threonine kinase activity.